GUAAGACGCAGUCUGUGAAGCAGAAGUUUGAACCGUUUGGAUCUGCAAAAGCUGGACAUUAUGAACAAACAAGAGGAGACGUGGGAGAAACUGGACUCAGAGUUUGACCAUCACCUGGUUGACAUGAAACCAUAUGUCCUAAAACUCCACCACAAGACAGAGCGCCAGCGAUGUGCCCUGUGGAUCAAGAAGCUGUGUGACCCAGCUGUAUCCGGCUCGGGCCUGAUGGGACGCAAGAACCGCAACAUGUACUCCCGCCUUCUCCUGCACAUGCUCAGAAGAGGGGUCCUGGAGGGCCCUUUCAGCCACAAGCCAGAGUCAGGCAGUCUCAGGACUCUACCAACAUAUAUGUCCAUCUACUUUGAUGAGCCUCUAUGUGGCCGGGGCCUGGAUCAGAGCACUGCAGUCCUGCCUGACUGGGUAACAGGAGAGCUGGGCCAGGGUGACGACUCCUGGGACAGCCAGCUCAGAGAGAGGGCCAGCUCCUCACCCACAGCCUACUCUAACACACACAGGAGAAGACGGCUAAAUGAGGAGAAGUCUCCAUCUCGGCCCCUGGCCUCCAGCCCAGUCAAACGCUCUUCCGAAGACCACAACAAAGGGGUGGAUGGCCACAGGAAGCCAGUGGUGCCGUCUCCUGACGACAGUGACCUGGAGGCUCGCCUCAACAGCUGGAACCUGGGGAUUGAGAACCCCAGGUAUUUGAGAGAGAACCCUAUCCCCCUGUCUCCGAUAUUCCUCAAAUCCAGCCUGAAGAAUAGCACUGUGACUGAUGAGCACACCCCAGUUGCAAGACAGGAGAAAGAGGCUGAGAUGAAGACUAAAGUCCUGGAGGCCAAGCACCAGGAGGAGAAACUGAAGAUGCAGCAGAAGCACGACGCAGACGUGCAGAAGAUUUUAGACCGUAAGAAUGGCGAGAUCGAGGAGCUGAAGACCAUGUACAGAGCCAAGCAGAAGGAAUCGGAGGAGAGUGUGCGCAAGCUGGAGAAGAAAGUUCAAAGCGUGGUGCGUGAGUCCCAGGUCAUCCGCGAGAGCAAAGAGAAGCAGAUCGGCGAGCUGAAGAAGAUGUCAGAUCAGAGCACCGACUCCCUGAAAAACGAGUGGGAGAAAAAGCUGCAUGCGGCGGUGGCGGGCAUGGAGCAGGAGAAGUUUGAGCUGCAGAAGAAGCAUACAGAGAACAUUCAGGAGCUGCUGGAGGACACCAACCAGAGGCUGGCCAAGAUGGAGGCCGAGUACGGCGCCCAGACACGGGCUACCGAGCAGACAGUGCGGGAACUGGAGCUGCGUGUGAAGCAGCUGUCAGUGGAGGUGGAGAACGGUAACAUGCUGAGGCAGAAGGUGACCCAGGAGAAGGGCCAGAUGGAGAUCCACAUCGCCACCAUCAGCUCUGAGCUGCAGGAAGCCAACCGACGGAGGGUGUCUCUGCUGAGGGAGAAGGAGCAGCAGAGUGAGAAACAUGAAGACACACUGCAGAAGCUCCAGGCCAAACAUGAGACUGACAUUAGCCACUUCCAACAGGAACACACACUCUCCGCUGCUAAGGCCUCUGAUGUGAUUGAGGACCUAGAACAGACAGUGGCUCAGCUCAGACAGCAGCUACAGGACAGUGAGCACAGGAGACUGAAACAACUCAGGGACACAGAGAAGAAACUUCAACAAGAGAAAGCAGAUCUGCAGCACGACGGUGAGAAAAAGGUGCGUGCCCUACACAACCAGGCGGAGAAAGAGAGAGAAGAGGCCAAGAAGAAAAUCUCCAAACUUGAAGAGUCACUGAAGGAGAAGGAGGAGCAGCUGGGGCGUGAGAGGGAGUGUCAGCGGCAGCAGACCCAGCAGGCAGAGAAUGCUCUGGAACACUUUAAGAAACAAGUAGAGAUCAGCUCAGAGAAGACCUACGCUGACAUGAAACUACAGAUGGAUAAGGUGGAGGAGGAUCUGACCCGCUCCAAGUCCCUAAGAGAGAAACAGGCCAAGGAGUUCUCCAACCAACUGGAAGAGCUCAAACAGAGAUACGAACAGCAGAUGUGCGAGCAGCAUGCAGGGCAGGAGCAGGAGAGGAUGCGUCUACAGCAGCAGUACAGCACGGAGAGGGACAAUCUGGUCCAGCAGCGCCAGCGGGAGGUGAGCACCGUAGAGAGGGAGGCGCGGGCCGCCCUGCACCAGCACCAGCAGCAGACCCAGGAGUGGAGGCAACGCGACACCCAGGUCAUCUCAGACCUGGAGGAGCAGGUGUCCUCUCUGAGGGACGAGCUGCAGCAGGCCCACAGCCAGAGGAAGCAACAGCUGCUGGAGCUGGGGGUGCUCAGGGAGGAGGAGAGGCAGCGCGCUGCCCAGGACCAGGAGGCCUCCCUGGGCAGGCUGAGAGCCGAGAUGGACCGCAUCCGCCUGGAGCUGGAGAGGAGCCACAAGGCCGAGAGACAACUGGCCCAGGAGAAGACGACCAGUAGACUGAAGCAUAUCGAGAAGGAAUACGGUCAGAAGCUUGCCAAGUCUGCUCAGUUGAUAGCAGAGCUGCAGACGUCAGUGUGUGAUGCUAAGGAGGAGGCGUUGCGGCAGCAGCAGGAGAAGGAGCGACAGCUGAAGGAGGCUACAGCUCACUGGGAUGAUGAGAGGAGGCAGAUGAGCCGCCAUGCAGACACUAAGAACAAGGCCGUGGUGUAUGAGGAUGCAGUGCAGGUGGACAGCACUGUUUGGUCCUGGAGAGCAGGAGGAGCAGAGGAUGAUGGGAGUUUCACCUCAAGGCUCUUUGUGCUCCAUUCCCUCAGAGAGCAGGUGUGUGAAGAGAAGCGGUACAUUGAGGAUGAUGUCUUCACUGCCAAGAAGUUCUACUCACAUGAGAGCAGGAACUGA
Molecule: messenger RNA, 2847 nt
Organism: Coregonus clupeaformis (lake whitefish)
Lineage: Eukaryota; Metazoa; Chordata; Actinopteri; Salmoniformes; Salmonidae
Product: centrosomal protein of 112 kDa-like
Exons: 24
Coding region: 61-2847 (928 amino acids)
Source: RefSeq, a predicted model, not a curated record